AGCUUUUCAUCUGCAGUGAGAACAUCACCACUUACCAUUCACAGGCAGUUCUUGUCCUGAAACAAGAGGACUGUUAUUGGCUACUCCUGUUCAGACUUUCCUGUAUCUAAUUGGAUACAAGGGGAACUGAGUGGCUUUUCUUAUAACUUCUGGAAGAAGAAAGUGUUUCAGAAAGGCACAGAGAUGGGACAGGAUGAGAAUGAAGAAGUGUCAUGCAUGCCAGCACAGAUUUAGUGGUUUGCCUUGGCUCAUGCAAGUCUCUGCUGCAGCAUUCGUUCUUGUAAUACAUUUGUACCUGGUGUUGCAUCUGGACUCAGGGCUUAGCUCUGUGUAAAUCACAGAGCAUUCUCCUUAGGAUUUGCACAGGUAUUGUGUAGUAUAGUGGCAUAAUUUUAUAAUUUAUUUAAACAUAAACCUGACAGACAUUUCAGAACAACUGUAAGAUGCUUAUAAGAAAGCAGCAAGCAAGGAAGGAAGAGGAAGAGGAAGAGGAAGAGGAAGAGGAAGAGGAAGAGGAAGAGGAAGAGGAAGAGGAAGAGGAAGAGGAGGAAGAAAAGAAAAGAAAAGAAAAGAAAAGAAAAGAAAAGAAAAGAAAAGAAAAGAAAAGAAAAGAAAAGAAAAGAAAAGAAAAGAAAAGAGAAAAGAAAAGAAAAGAAAAGAAAAGAAAAGAAAAGAAAAGAAAAGAAAAGAAAAGAAAAGAAAAGAAAAGAAAAGAAAAGAAAAAGAAAAGAAAAAAGAAAGAAAAAGGAGAAAGAGAACGGAAGAGAGAAAAGGAAAGCAAGCAAACAAGAAAGAAAAAGGAAAGAGGAAGAAAGGAAGAAAAGAAAGAAGGGAAGGAAGGAAGGAAGGAAGGAAGGAAGGAAGGAAGGAAGGAAAAAAAGCAUUUUAAUAUCAGCUACAGUUACUUCCAUGUACCAGCACGAUUCACAAGCAUGGGAUUUUGGUUUUGCAAAGUCUUUUUUUGUUUGUUUGUUUGUUUUUGUUUGUUUGUUUGUUUGUUUUUUUUUUUGUUUUUCAAUCUGACAUGAAUCAUCACAGAGAAACAAUCAGAAAGGACCCGUCCCAAGGGAUCCUCGGAUUCCCAGCCCAGUUCUGCCCAACACAAGUUGAUUAUCACAUUCCUUAAAUGUCUCAUCAGUACCAUGAAUGGUUGCUAGUGACUGGUUUUGCUGGAAAAACCAGAUCAUUAAGUGGGAAUGUGAGAAUCUGGCAGGGGGCUCUCGGUCUACUUAAGAUCUUUCAUGUAAGGGCAGAGAAACAGAAUUUGGAUUUCUAGAAACAUGGCUCUUGUAAGUAAUCACGGUUACUUAGUUUCUGCAGGGGUUUGGGUUUUCCUGUCUCUGUUUUGCUUGGGCAGUGGUGGAAAGCUGUUGGUUGUGCCUAUGGAUGGGAGUCACUGGCUCAGCAUGCGCCCAGUGCUGGUGGCCCUUAGUCAGAAAGAGCACAAAAUUGUCGUCAUUGCACCAGAAGUCAACUUGAAUGUGAAGGCAUCUGAAUACUACACUCUCAAAACAUAUCCAGUGCCUUUAACUAGGGAAGAACUGGGAGUAAGCAUGCAUUCGUUUGCUAAUGAUCUUUUUGAGAGAAGACCUCUUCUUCAAAGAAUUACUGCACUUUAUGAAAAAGUUCACGUCAUCUCUGAUCUCUACUUCUCCUCCUGUGCCAACUUACUGCACAAUAAGGAUCUGAUGCAGUAUCUUGAAGGGAGUAAAUUUGAUGCUGUUCUCACAGAUCCUGUUGUACCAUGUGGACAAAUAUUGGCUUUGCAUCUCUCAAUUCCAUCUGUUUUCUUUUUACGAGGACUCCCCUGCAGUUUUGAUUUGCAGGCUGCUCAGUGUCCAGACCCCCCAUCUUAUGUCCCGAGAACAUUUACAGACAACUCAGACCACAUGACAUUUAUCCAGCGUGUGGAAAACUUAGUUCUCAAGGCAUCAGAAUCCUUUCUUUGUAAUUCUGCCUAUUUGCCAUUUGAACUUCUGGCCUCGGAUUUUCUCCAAAGACAAGUAACAAUGACGGAUCUUUUAAGCCAUGGAUCCAUUUGGCUUAAAAGAAUGGAUUUUGUUUUUGAAUAUCCCAUGCCACUGAUGCCCAAUAUAGUUUUUAUUGGAGGUAUAAAUUGUGGAAAGAAAAAGACAUUACCUCAGGUCAGUGAUUUCCUUGAUAAAAUAUAUUAAGCUUUGAAUGGAAAAUGCUGUUUGCAAUAAUCACCUUACUAUAUGCUGUGUCUGUAUGUAAUUGUAUACAAGUAUGUGGUGUUUAGAUUUGCAGUAAGGUGCAUUGUAAAGAAAAUAUGUGAAAAACUGUGUUAAUUUUAAUUCUCUCCCACUAUUGCAGGUACUCUAGUGGUAUCUAAGCAGUUUUGCUUAUACAAUUGUUUUUUUUUUUGGACUAGGUGGAAAAAGUUGUGGUUUAUCACUGCUGUCUUGCUAACGAGGCACACAUCUAGGCAGGUCUGCUGCUCAUCUUUGCUAGGUAUUAUUACCUCAAACUGUUUUACUGAUUCUUUUCAAAACAAUUAUUUUUUUCUCAGUUAAUACAACCAUCCUUUCAGAAUUUAGAAAUAAUGUGUCAUAAAGUGUCAAUUGGCAGGUAACAUUCUGAUUGUUCUUUCAGUCUAGGGUUAUGCUUGCAAAGCAUGGAUGCCUUAUGCAAUUUUCUGCAAAUCUUUUGGAGGGUUUUGCAGCUGCUAGCCAGCACCAAGCCAUGUACAACAGCUUGCAUUACCUACUGAAAAGCUUCCCUAAAAAGAGUUUAUCUAGAGCUGAAGUAGAUUGCUAAAUGCGCAUUUAAAAAAAAAAUAAAUCUGGUAUACGCUAUCAAUCUCAGUAGUAAAUUAUAGUAUUGUCUACAAUAUUUCUGUUUCAUCAUUUUUAUAACCAGGGCUGACUGUCUAUGCAUGAAGGAAACAACUUUCCUUUCACAGCCCUGGGGUAUGCUCUUCCCAGGCAGAACCAGAAAGGUAUUCAUGAGUUGCUAAUCCAGUUUUAAGUAUAUCUGCCAAAAACAUGGCCUUAUCUUUACCCCUUCCAGCCCUACUUCAUCCUUCCAAACACAGACAUUUCAGAAAAAUAGCCAACAUGGGUUCACAAGGGCUAGGUCCUGUUUAACAAAUUUGAUUUCCUUUUAUGAUAAGAUCACCCAUCUAAUCGAUCAAGGGAAGCCAGCUGAUGUAAUCUUUUUGGAUUUCAGUAAAGCUUUCGAUACAGUUUCCCGUAGGAUCCUACUGGACAAAAUGUCCAGCAUACAGCUAGAUAAAAAAAAUCAUACGAUGGGUGAACAAUUGGCUGAUGGU
Cygnus atratus (black swan) is the source of this 3292-nucleotide messenger RNA. Its product is annotated as UDP-glucuronosyltransferase 1A1-like. NCBI's taxonomy places the organism in Eukaryota, Metazoa, Chordata, Aves, Anseriformes, Anatidae. Bases 1281 to 2174 code for a protein of 297 amino acids. The record is from RefSeq and is a predicted model, not a curated record. The transcript has a single exon. Gene Ontology annotation, molecular function: UDP-glycosyltransferase activity.